AUGGUUGACUACAAAGCUCACCAGUAUUUUCUGUACUCUGUGGUGAUUUUGAUGAUUUUCAUUGGUCUGUUCGGAAAUUUGAACCUUAUUUGGCUGCACUUUAGGCGACCUGUUUUGAGGACCAAAUAUGGUAGUCUUUAAAUUACUUUUUUUGAAGUUGUAAUGUUUUUAGGGUGUCUUUUAACGUUGCUAACGACUUUCCAGACCUUUUGUCUCGUUUCCGAGUCGGUCAAUGUUGCCUUUGGCAUUGCUAGUGAGUUUUUAAACAAUUUUCAAAGAUCAGAAAAAAAUUGUUGCGCAGAAAAUUCAAAAUCGCAUUAUUUUUAAUGAAAUAACGGAGUUUCCAGAAAAGGAAAAAAAAGAGCUCGGUCCCUAUUUCAGAAAAAACAUUUGCAAGAUUUUUGUUUCAUUAAGACUUUUUUGUAGCAAUCACGACAAACUAUCAAAUCAAGAGAGACUUUUGCUAUAAUUUCAUAUUUCUGGACAUUUUUUGCAACUGCGUCCAGACGAUUCUGAUCGCUGCGAUUUCUGUUGACUUUCUCAUUGCGAUUCUCUUUCCAAUUGAGUAAGUUUUCAUAGAAUUAUCUCUGAGACUCGAAAUUUACUCAUUUAGGCACAGGAACCUGUCCACCACGCCGUAUUUGUGUUUUAUUGUGGCCCUUGGGUUCAUCUACGGAUCUUCCAUCGUUAUUUUGGGAUUUGCUGACGCUAAUCAGGAUGUUGUCAAGGUUGUUUUCCUUGAAUUCAUAAAACGAGGAAUUUUUUAAGUUGUGUAAUCCGCCGACGGCUCUGCACCCUAAAGUGGCCACUUUGUGGUAUCGUGUGGCGUUUUUAGCAGCCUUGGUCACUCUGUUGGCGUAUAUAGCGUCAUUCAGCUUGAUUUAUUUCAAAACCAGAAGUUUUUUUUAGUUUUAUCCGUAGAGCGCAGUUUUUUUGAAAUUUUUUUGUUCGGGCUUUCAAAAAGGGUCCAAUCGCAGAAAAAUCACAUUUUGAGAGUUCUUAUCCAGAGCACACGUUUUCUGAUGCUAAUGACUCUUUUUUCUCGGAAAAAUGAACUUUUUGAAAGGUUGUAUCCAUGGAACACGCUUCAGCCCUUGACUUGAACUUUUUUUCGAAUUCAAACUUGAAAUUUCAGGAAGUAGCCAACGAUCGGCGCUAG
Caenorhabditis auriculariae is the source of this 1159-nucleotide messenger RNA. The record is from the annotation of a GenBank genome assembly. Lineage: Eukaryota; Metazoa; Nematoda; Chromadorea; Rhabditida; Rhabditidae.